Messenger RNA from Coniophora puteana RWD-64-598 SS2, 1409 nucleotides. RefSeq lists its product as uncharacterized. NCBI's taxonomy places the organism in Eukaryota, Fungi, Basidiomycota, Agaricomycetes, Boletales, Coniophoraceae. Gene Ontology annotation, biological process: phospholipid biosynthetic process. The record is from RefSeq and is a predicted model, not a curated record. The transcript is spliced from 4 exons. Gene Ontology annotation, molecular function: phosphatidylserine decarboxylase activity. The coding region runs from base 10 to 1242 and encodes 410 amino acids.
CUACUGACCAUGCACCACAUACACCCCAGCCUCGUACAUGGCGUCCAGAACGUGAAACCUAGCAACCUGAAAGAUGCGAACCAGGACGCCGCCGCCGAGGGGCUCUCCUCUGCCGUAGACUACUCUCACCCGGACAAGAACAACGGCGACGUCCAGCAGGGCAUCCACGGCCACAGCCACCUCGGCGCCCUCGCCGACUCCAAAUGGUACAAGGAGCUCGUGCCCAAGCUCGAGUCCCUCGCCUCCAAGCACCACGUCGGCAAUUUCGUCGCACUCCGUGGCACCAACGAGACCUUCUUCGAGAGCAUGCCCAUCUACGCCCGCCUCGGCAUGCAUCUCCUCUUCUACGGCCACGAGCAGGUCAAGCUGCUCGAGGGGAACAGCCGCAUCGAGGAGCUGCUGAAGGAACAGAGUAUCAAGGAGGGGAAGAUCUACGAUUCGCCGGAGAGCGUGAAGAAUAUCCCGUCGUUUAUCAAGACAUAUGGUAUUAGCUUGGACGAGCUGGCCGAGCCGGAUAUCAGCAAGUACAAGAACUUCAACGAGUUCUUCUCGCGAAAAAUGAAGCCCGACGCACGCCCCGUCGCCAACGCCGACGACCCGCGCGGCUUCUGCAGCGCCGCCGACUGCCGCCUCGUCGUGUACCCGACCGUCGACCUCGCGCAGAAGUUCUGGAUCAAGGGCGACGAGUUCUCCGUCCCCGCCCUCCUCGCCGCGCAGCCGGACCCCGAGAGCCCGCUGUGCCAGUCGCUCUCGGGCGGCGCGCUCGCUAUCUUCCGUCUCGCGCCGAGCGACUACCACCGGUUCCACUCGCCGAUCGAUGCCGAGGUCGUUGCGAUCGGUGAGCCGAUUCCGGGGCAGUAUUAUACGGUGAACCCGCAGGCGGUGAACGAGCCCAAGAUGGACGUGUUCUCGCGAAACAAGCGGCAGGUGCUCAUCCUGCGGCACACGCUCACGGGCAAAGAGGUCGCGUUCAUCGCGAUCGGCGCGCUGCUCGUCGGCAGCAUCGGGUGGACCGUCCAGCCGGGGCAGCAGGUGAAGCGCGGCGACGAGCUUGGGUUCUUCGCGUACGGCGGGAGCACGUGCAUCGCGAUCUUCCCGCCGGGCCUGAUGGCGUUCGACGAGGACCUCGUGAAGAACUCGGAGGGCAGGGGCGUGCCUGCGCCUGCGCUACACGGGAACGGCCCGAUCGAGACGUACGUCAAGGUCGGGAUGUCGCUGGGGAGGAUGCCCGAGGGGGCGUAGGGGGAUGGGUAUUGGAGGUUGACGUUGGAGAUCGGGAAGAUGGGUGAUAUAGGGACUGCUUGAGGGUGGUUUAUGGGAGAGGAACUGGAAAUGCGACAGUGUAUGUAUGUAUAGUAGAUGUGUAACUAUAUCUGACUGGACCUUUUGCAAGGAUUUGUCUGGCACCC